Molecule: messenger RNA, 6206 nt
Organism: Mobula hypostoma (lesser devil ray)
Lineage: Eukaryota; Metazoa; Chordata; Chondrichthyes; Myliobatiformes; Myliobatidae
Gene: actn1
Product: actinin, alpha 1
Exons: 22
Coding region: 136-2886 (916 amino acids)
Biological process (GO): actin cytoskeleton organization; muscle cell development
Cellular component (GO): cortical actin cytoskeleton; Z disc; plasma membrane
Molecular function (GO): calcium ion binding; actin filament binding
Source: RefSeq, a predicted model, not a curated record
GCUGGGUUUCUGUGUGACUGGAGCCGGGAGAGCCGCAUUUAGAGAGAGAAAAAGAAAGCGGAGGGGAGUGCCGCUGUUUGUACUCUAGUGAGUGCUACCUUGCAAGCAGGACUGUAGCAAGACACCAGCGGAACCAUGGAUCAUUAUGAAUCAAAUCACUCGCAGUCCGAUGACUACAUGCAGCAGGAGGAUGACUGGGACAGAGAUCUCUUGUUGGAUCCUGCCUGGGAAAAGCAGCAGAGGAAGACCUUCACAGCCUGGUGUAACUCCCAUCUCCGCAAAGCAGGCACACAGAUUGAGAACAUUGAGGAAGAUUUUCGAGAUGGCCUUAAACUCAUGCUUCUUCUGGAAGUUAUAUCAGGUGAACGGUUGCCCAAACCAGAAAGAGGAAAGAUGCGUGUACAUAAGAUAUCCAAUGUCAACAAAGCACUGGAUUUUAUUGCCAGCAAGGGAGUGAAACUUGUUUCCAUUGGAGCAGAAGAAAUUGUGGAUGGUAAUGCAAAGAUGACACUUGGUAUGAUCUGGACAAUCAUUCUUCGAUUUGCCAUUCAGGAUAUCUCAGUGGAAGAGACAUCUGCAAAGGAAGGGCUGUUGCUCUGGUGUCAACGCAAGACUGCUCCUUACAAGAAUGUCAAUAUUCAGAACUUUCACAUCAGUUGGAAGGAUGGCCUUGGAUUCUGUGCUCUUAUCCAUAGACAUCGGCCGGAACUCAUUGACUAUGCAAAACUGCGAAAGGAUGACCCUUACACCAACCUCAACACAGCCUUUGAUGUGGCGGAAAAGUACCUAGACAUUCCCAAAAUGUUGGAUGCUGAAGAUUUAGUAAACACGCUUAGGCCGGAUGAAAAGGCCAUUAUGACCUAUGUUUCAUGUUACUACCAUGCGUUCUCAGGUGCGCAGAAGGCGGAGACGGCGGCCAAUCGGAUCUGCAAAGUUCUGGCUGUUAACCAGGAGAACGAGCAACUGAUGGAGGAUUAUGAGAAGCUGGCUAGUGAUCUCCUGGAGUGGAUCCGGCGCACUAUCCCCUGGCUGGAAAACCGCUCCCCAGAGAACACCAUGCAAGCCAUGCAGCAGAAGCUGGAGGAUUUCCGGGAUUACCGCCGGCUCCACAAGCCACCCAAGGUGCAGGAGAAGUGCCAGCUGGAGAUCAACUUCAACACACUGCAGACCAAGCUAAGACUCAGCAACAGACCAGCCUUCAUGCCAUCUGAAGGGAAGAUGGUGUCGGAUAUAAAUAAUGCCUGGGGCUCACUGGAGCAAGCUGAGAAAGGAUACGAGGAAUGGCUGCUGAAUGAGAUCAGGAGGCUGGAGCGACUGGACCACCUGGCUGAAAAGUUCAGGCAGAAAGCGGCAAUCCACGAGGCCUGGAGCAAUGGGAAGGAGGAAAUGCUGAUGGCCAAGGAUUUUGAGACCGCCACCCUGUCAGAAGUCAAGGCUAUACUGAAAAAGCAUGAGGCCUUCGAGAGUGACCUGGCAGCUCAUCAGGACCGCGUUGAACAGAUUGCUGCAAUUGCCCAGGAGCUGAAUGAGCUGGAUUACUGGGAUUCUCCAAGUGUGAAUGAGCGGUGUCAGAAAAUCUGUGAUCAGUGGGACAAUCUAGGAGCCCUGACCCAGAAGAGGAGAGACGCCUUGGAGAGGACAGAGAAGCUCCUAGAAACCAUUGACCAAUUGUAUCUAGAAUAUGCAAAGAGGGCUGCUCCCUUUAAUAACUGGAUGGAGGGAGCGAUGGAAGAUCUACAGGACACGUUCAUUGUUCACACUAUCGAGGAAAUCCAGGGAUUGAUCACAGCUCAUGAACAGUUUAAAGCAACUCUCCCUGAGGCAGAUCGUGAACGCCAAGCUAUCCUAGGGAUUCAUAAUGAGGUGUCAAAGAUUGUCCAGACCUACCACGUCAACAUGGCAGGUAGCAACCCUUACACAACCAUCACUCCACAGGAUAUCAAUGGCAAGUGGGAAAAGGUUCGACAUCUGGUGCCACAAAGGGACCAUGCUCUGAUAGAGGAGAACGCUCGCCAACAGUCCAAUGAGAGGUUGCGGAAGCAGUUUGCUACACAGGCCAAUGUCAUUGGUCCUUGGAUUCAGACAAAAAUGGAGGAGAUUGGACGUAUUUCCAUCGAGAUGCACGGCACGCUGGAGGAUCAGCUGAACCACCUGCGGCAGUACGAGAGGAGCAUUGUCAACUACAAACCAAAGAUUGAUCAGCUCGAGGGAGACCAUCAGCUCAUCCAAGAGGCGCUGAUCUUCGACAACAAGCACACCAACUACACAAUGGAGCACAUCCGGGUGGGUUGGGAACAGCUGCUCACUACCAUUGCCAGGACAAUCAAUGAAAUUGAGAACCAGGUCCUGACCAGGGAUGCCAAGGGCAUCAGCCAGGAUCAGAUGAAUGAGUUCCGGGCCUCCUUCAAUCACUUCGACAGGGAUCACUCUGGCACCCUUGGAGCAGAGGAAUUCAAAGCCUGCCUCAUCAGCUUGGGGUACGAUAUUGGAAAUGACGCACAGAAGAGGACUGGAAUGAUGGACAGUGAUGAUUUCAAAGCUUGCCUUAUCUCCAUGGGUUACAAUCUGAGCGAAGCAGAGUUUGGACGCAUCAUGAACAUCGUUGACCCCAACAACAUGGGUGUUGUAACAUUCCAGGCCUUCCUGGACUUCAUGUCUCGGGAGACCACAGACACGGACACCGCUGACCAGGUCAUGGCCUCGUUUAAAGUUCUGGCUGGCGAUAAGAACUACAUCACUGCCGAGGAGCUGCGGCGAGAGUUACCCCCUGACCAAGCAGAAUAUUGCAUCGCGAGGAUGGCGCCCUACACUGGACCGGAUGCCGUCCCAGGCUCGCUGGACUACAUGUCCUUCUCCACAGCCCUGUACGGUGAAAGUGACCUCUAACUCUGCAUCUUUUGUAUGCAAAACCUGUGUCUGCUCACCUCUAUUUGGCUUUAAACUAAAGAAAUUGCGGAGUGUCUGCUUGAGCUGGCAAGUGCAGUUUACAGAAGAAAUAUUUUUUUCUUCAGGCAACUUCAAAACAUAUUUUAUUAUAGAAAUAGGUAUUUUUCUCAAAACGUUCCAAAAAAAAAUCAAAAUGCACCAUUUACUUUUGUUGUGAUAUCUGUAGUUAAGCACAAUGUUGCAUUUCUUGAUUUUCUACUAAUGUACACAUUUUAUGUAUAUGAAAGCUGGUCACAUUGUAACUCACUGUUGCACAAAAUUGAGCAAGUUCACUCAUAACACCAUAUAAUAAAGGAUUUAUUUUAUAAAUAUGUUAAGUAUUUUCAGACUUUUUUUUAAAAAAGAACAUCCCUGCCUUUUAUGUGAUGGGUGCCAUUGCUUUGAUAUUUAAUUUAAAAUAAGCUGCCACAGUUACAAUAUGCACAUUGGAUGUGUCUUUCCAAAUGUGGUUCAAGUACUCACAUCAAAAAUGGCAGCAAUAAGAUUGCAGUAGUGGCUUUCAAACCAUUUCUUUCCACUGUGGUUUGAAGAGUUUUUCCGAAUGUCAGGUAUAUCCGGUUGGCAGCCCACGUGCUCUAACAGCUAUCCAGCAUCACAGCUAUCCACACUUACUGAAGGGCCAAACGCUGCAGAUACAGAAAAUUAAACAAAUAAAAUUAGAAACUGCUGAAAAUACUCAGCAGGUUGGGUGACAAGCAUGAGGAGAGGAAUAUAUUUUUUUCAGGUUGAUGACGUUUCAUCAUAACGGGGAACAGUUAGGAAAUGAAGAGAUUUUAAGUUGCAAAGGAGAAGAACGGAGAGAACAAUGGACUUCCUGUGAUAGGGUGAGGUGAGGAGAAACUGAAUGAUUCAGACAGAAUUUGUGCUGACUGAGAGAGCGUAGCGAGGAUUCUUUUAAUUGCAAGUGAUUUAUACAGAGAAUGUGUAAAUAGGGAGGUGAAUAGGAAUAGAGAAGUGGGGGAAGGGGGAAUGAACCCAGUCUUAUUCGCCUUAUGGUCUUCUUUGACCUUUGCAGGCCCUAAAUAUCUACAGCUGUGACUUCCUUGAUGAAUAAAUUUUAAAUGAAGGCAUGAAGGUGUAUUAAUAAAAAAUAGGGAUACAAACUCAAUGAAUCAAUUAAAGGGAUACAGAUUUACAGAGGAUUAGGAAGAGGCCUCUGAAGGCUGUGUGUCCAACCAUGCAGUGGCUGACCUGUAAUGCAUCUUAACCCUGUCUUUCCCCUUAAAUGAAAAAUUAGCAAAAAUUAAAUCAAAAAUCCUCUUAUUCUAUAAAUCAAAACUUAUUGGAAUUCAGAUCCAAAAUCACCAGUUGGCUGUGCCUCAGAUGCCCAUUGCUGAAGAGAAUUACAAGCUGCUGCAAAUCUCCUGCAUUCAGAAGCAUUUCCUACUAUAUCUCAAUGCCCUUUGAGACUCGAGUAGUGGAAAUAUUUCAUUUUCUUUAUUAAUCCAAGUCAAUUCAUCUUAAUAUAUGUUAAGUAGACAUAUGCUACCUCCUCCAUUACUCCAUCCCCUAAAUUUACAUGGUUUCCCUGUGUGUGGUCUACAGAAACUCAAAGCAUCAAGUGAUUGAGGAUUCAGUGGUGUUGAUAAAUGAGGGGAAGAGGAAGUUAAUGUUUUAUUUGAAUAUGAAGCACAAGUCCAUUCAUUACUUUUUACAUGUCUGUUAGCAUUGUAUUCAAAGAACAAACAUUCCCAAAUUUGCAAGUGUUCCUUCUGAUAAGAAGACAGGCUCUGCGUUCUUUUUCUUCCCUAUCUCUCGAAACAUUUUUUCACCUAAAGCACUAGUCUGUUUAUUCCCAGUUAUUUCUUUAAUUCAGACUUCCGAUAUUUAAACAAGGGUAUUUUUAAUUAAAAAUAUGUCCAAAAUGGAUGUUGCUUUAGAAAUGAUUUCUAUUCUGGAGAUGAAAAAAAUCUGUAACAAAUGUGAUGUUUUAAAAUUCAUUGAGGACAAACAAAUUAUAACUGAGUUUCCAUCUAGAUUACCAGAACCAUAGUAAAGUAGAAGGGGGAAAUGUUUAGCAGAAUCAGCGAUAUUCACCUGUGCUGUGUCACAACUACGAAAAUUUAAAAGCAAUUAUUAGUAUAGCUAUUCUUUGAUUCAUGAAAAGGAAAAUGUUUUAAAUGGGAAUUUCAAAAAUGCUGGGUAAAAUGCUUUAAGGUAUAAUGUGUUGCAAUGUACAAAAUAGUAGAUUACUCAUACAGUGAAAAUUAUUUGUAAUCGAAAACACACCUCAAAGAGUCAACAGUGUUACAGUAGAAAUUUUUAAGUCAAAUGUUUGCAAAUUGAAGAAUCACUAUAACGCAACUGGACAAUCAUCUAAAAUAGUAUUGAUUCAGCCUGGGAGAAUAAUCCACUCAGCAAUAAGCUUGAAUGGGCUCCACUCAAAUUUGGUGUUUCUCUUGCCUUCAAAUAGCAAAUGAUGUCACCAACCAAACCGGAUGUGUGAUUCAAACACGUUUACAGCUAAGUGCAGAUUAACACAUGACCAUUUUAUGCCAUGUACUGUUAACUCGCUGGUCACAAGUAAACCCUUUUCCUGGCAAAUUUUAAAAAGUAGCUUUAAAUUUUAAUCUAAAGUACAUUUUAUAUUUUAGAAGGUCAAAUAAGUUAAAAAUUACUGUCAAAUUGCAUUUAUUUUCACCUUGAAAGAAAAUGUGGAAAUUUUUCACUGUGGCUUUUAUGCAUAAAAUACCUAUUUGUAUUGGUACCUGGUUCUUAAAACUUACAAAUAAAGAUAUUGUAUUUGCAAAUAAUCUGUGUAUAGUAUGUUAAAUAGUAGCUUUAUGAAAAUGCAGGGCUGGUUGUACAUUAUCAAUUGUUCCACUGUGCAAAUAUAGUGGUUUGCAAACACAAGCAUUCUGCAGAUACUGGAAAUUCCAGAGCGACAAAAGUGAUUUGCAAGUGCACCAAUCCUUUGUGAUUACUGGCACAAUCUUACUGGCCCACUCCCUGAUGAUCAUCUACUAACCCCACCUCCAACACAAAGACUAUGCUCAUAAUCAAUAUUAUUGGCACACUUCCAGACUCCCUGACAAUGCUCGCCUAGCACAAGGAUUAACAGGCUUCAGUACCCACUUCCUCUACCAAACACAUGUUCCAACAGCCCACAAAUUCUAAAGCCAUACUGGCCCUCCAAAACUUUUACCAGCAGUUAUAUUGAUGGACGACAAAUAUUGGUAUGCAUGCAAGUGUGUUCAUUAAUUUCCAAAAAGUGUCAUUGACCAAAUGGAAUCUGUUAUUACUGAUUAUCUUUCAAAUUA